CAAUAUGGCGCAGUGCAAUCCACCAGAUAUCCAACCAGCUCGGCCAGAAAGUAAAAGCUUCGAUGAUUUUCUGUUUAAAAUAGAGACAGAAACGAAGGCAGAGGUAGAUAAUUUCUUGUCGCGCUGUAUAAGAACGGAUAACGAGAAUCCAGAGAUUCCUCUUCUGAAGCAACUUGAAAACGCUCUCCAGAAGAGGAAUGUUAUUGAAGUAUGGAAACUGAUAGUCGAGACCAAGAAGCAAGAUAAGGAUGCCAUACUUGAAGGCCUAAGCGAUGUGUGGAGAUCCAUCGCGGAAGAGGAGAACAUUAAAGAGGAUGGGUGCUCUUGGAAAUGUGUCUCUCGUUUUUCUUGUGGGAAACUGUGUACCUUGUUCUGCGCAAUAAAAAGCUGGAUCACACUCUCAUAUAUUGAGGACGAUAGCGAUCAAAGGAAAGGAAUACCAAGCGAAGAAGAACAGACUUGGAUCAGAGUACUGAGCAACCCGCUGUACAUUAGUCUAGAAUAUCUCUGGAGAAUGAAUCCCAAGUCAAACCAACAAACAAACCCAGAAACAAACAAACGAACCAGACGCAGAGGAAGUAAGUCAACAGACGUAAUUGAAGCAGCCCUUGACGAUUCUUACCUUCUUGAGAAAGUGGCAGCGUAUGAACAUCACUACAGCCGAGAUGAAUACUUAGGUGGUGCAAAGGAAUAUGAACAAUUUGCCGUUGAUAUCAUCGAGCAAGCCGGUGCCUCACAGCUCUCUAAAAUCAUUGAUAUCGAAGGAAAAGGACCAUUACUAAAUAAGGCGCCGAAAGAUUUUAUUCAAAGUCUCAGUCUGUUAAAGAAAGCAGCAGAUAAACAACGGAAGUUGUUCGUGACGAGUCCCAAGUGCCAGUAUAUUCUCAAUGAGAUCAUUUAUCUUGGCUGGCGAAAGUGGCAGGAUGAAGGAUUCAUGACAAAAGCUAUAUUGUUUCUUGUUCAAUUUCUUCUUGUCUCCCUCGCCAGUAUAGUAUACAUUCCUCUACGACUGAUUCGCAGAUGCUGCUGUCGUGGGCAAUUUGAGGACAAAUGCUUCUGGAAAUUUAGGAAACUUUACGAACAUCCCUAUUCAAAGUUCAUCAACCAGACGAUGUCUUACGUGCUGUUCCUUUGUCUUGUCUUCGCCUCGUCUUAUCGGAAUGAGUUUAAGAUAACACGAGAAGGUCCUGAGAUGGUGACAAUUGACUACGCUGUUCUUGCCUUCGUAUUUGGUCUACUUCUGCAGGAGUUAAACGAGCUCUGCAGGCAGGGCUUCUUUAAUUACUUUUCAAAAUGGUGGAAUGUUGUUGCCACAGUCAUUGUCUUCACAUUUCUGUCGUCCUACACAGUCUGGGUGGGUGCAUGGGGAUCUUACGGAGGGUGGAAACCUGAGAAACAGGCGUUUAUCGUGGCUGACGCCAUUUAUGCCAGUGGCUCUGUGGUGGCAUUUUUCCACUUGGCGCACAUUUUCCAAGUCCAUUCAACGCUGGGUCCCUUGCAACUGUCCCUCUAUAAAAUGUUGAAAGAUGUCCUCAAGUUUCUUGGCAUCUUCCUUCUUCUUUAUAUAGCAUUCACCACGGGCGUGGCCAAGAUUUACUCGUACUAUGUCGCCUCUCAGAUAGAGCUGUAUAAACAGAACGCCACCAGUCAUCCCCAGGUGUCUCAUCCAUAUGCAAUGCACACAAACACCUUCCUCGAAAUGUUCUGGCUGUUGCUUGGUCUCGUGGAAGAAGACAAAAUCACGGUUAAGGAUCCCGCUUUUUCCCUCACCUCCACCUUUGGCCACCUUUUUGUUAUUGCCCAUGUGAUUUGUACAGUCAUUGUAGCUUUGAACAUGCUGAUCGCAAUGAUGAACAACUCUUUCAACAGGAUCAUGGAAAACGCAGAUGUGGAGUGGAAGUUUACAAGGACUCAGAUGUGGUUGGAAUGGAUCGAUAGAAUAAAUAAUGUUCCCGUGCCGUUCAACCUCUUGUACUUCAUACUGCGCUGUUUAUUUUCAGAAUGCUUUAAAAAGUGUUGCUGCGAAGGUAGACAAACUGACGUUGAGCGGGGAAAUGGUGACAGUGUUGCAGAUUUCCCGUCAUCAGAGGAGGGACAAAAUGGCGCGAAGCAGGGAACAAGACACGCAUUUCAGUACCAUCCCAUAAGACAACAGGUCAGACACAACUUAAUUGUUUCCUGAUUUCUUGAGGUUGCAUCUGUUUCACUUUUCUAUAGACUGAGGUUCUCAGGAGAUGACGACUUUUCCCAUGGUGAAACCUCCUUCAUCUCUGCUCUGCCCCCCCUCCCUACCCCCCUCUUGCUUGUGAUUUGUCACUCCUCAUCCAUUCUCUCAUAUCCCUAACUCUUCCCAUAUCUCCUGUUUCCCGUCAUCCCUAAACACUUACCUCUCAAUCUUUACUCUUUACCAGUUUCUUCCCACGCUUUUCCCCUUAUUCAUUGAAAUAUUAAAUUAUUUAUACCUCGUCUGGCGUAUCCAAAGGGGUAAUUUUGGCAGGCGAGGCAUUCUCUUAACUUUCCUACAUGUGUCCAUCUGAACCCAAAUUCCUUGUGAAGUUAAAUGACGGACGACAUCUUUUUUCCCGUAUGGUACUAUCGUGGCAGGCACAGACGCCCCCAUCCUCUCCCCCUCUGGGAUUCUCCACGGAUGUCUGUUCGCAAAGGGUAACCUCUGAACCCACAGGGAACUCGUACUUCAGUUACUUAUGCUUUUUUUACAGGGGGAAAAUGACCAAGCAAAUCGCUUUAAAGCAUUCUGGGAGAAAAUAAAAGAGUGUAAAUGCUGCAGAGACCCCCAAUCACCAAAUGAGGAACGUAUUGAAGAAAUGAAAAAACUAGUCGUGGAGUAUCUAAAGAAACGUUACACAGCGAGAUGGGACGAGCUGGUAGCAACUACCCGAUUGUAACACAGGUGGAAGAAGCACAUCGUAUUGCAAGAUGAGACAGCUUCAUUGGAUAGCUCACACAAAUAUACUCAUCUAGGAUAAAUAGUCUAAAAUGAAACACAGAUAGUCCUGCCGCCUACUGAGGAACGUUCCGCAGACAUAG
Pocillopora damicornis (cauliflower coral) is the source of this 3048-nucleotide messenger RNA. RefSeq lists its product as uncharacterized. NCBI's taxonomy places the organism in Eukaryota, Metazoa, Cnidaria, Anthozoa, Scleractinia, Pocilloporidae. The record is from RefSeq and is a predicted model, not a curated record.